AUGGGAAUUACAAAAUCAAAAUAAUAUUUACUUACAACCUAUGAAUUAUAGGAAUUUGCUGAUUAAGCUAAUAUCUAGUUAGAAGAUGUGCAAUGUUUAUAUAAAAUAUUUUAAAAUCUCAGUAGUCUCAUCAAAGAUGAUGGAGUUAUUGAUUUCAAUGAAUUUCAUAGAGGAUUUCAGAAUAAGUACAUUGAUUAACACUUAUUUAAAGAUCACAAGAAACAACGAAUCUCAUUUUCACAAGAAUUGAUCUCAAUAAUGAUAGAGUUUUAAAUUUCAGAGAGUUUCUGUUUGGAUAUGCAACAUUUCUAAGUUAAAAUAAGGCUGCUUAAAUAAAAUAUCUGUUUAAGUUGAUUGAUAAUAAAAAUGAGAAUGUAAAAUUAACUAUUAUAAUAAGGUAAUAUCAAAAGAAAAGAUUACAGAAACACUUAAUUGUUUAUUACCUAAUUUUCCAUAGAUUCAACUAACUAAGGAAGAAGUUGAAGAACUUAUUUUUUAAGAAUUAGAUUUUAUUUUUAUGAAAUCAAUGCCAACAUUUAAACAAUUUAAUGAAGAUUUAAUUGAUGAAGUAUAGAAAGAAAAAGAAAAAUAGAAAACAUUAGAUUAUCAAUAAUUUUACUUUUUUUUAUCUGAAAAUUCAUAUAUUUUAGAAUGGCUUAAUCUUCCAAAGAUCUUUCUAAAAUCAAAUUGA
Paramecium pentaurelia is the source of this 691-nucleotide messenger RNA. Lineage: Eukaryota; Ciliophora; Oligohymenophorea; Peniculida; Parameciidae. The record is from the annotation of a GenBank genome assembly.